Molecule: messenger RNA, 8546 nt
Organism: Porites lobata
Lineage: Eukaryota; Metazoa; Cnidaria; Anthozoa; Scleractinia; Poritidae
Source: the annotation of a GenBank genome assembly
AAACUGCUAUCGGUAAGAGCAACUACGCAAGAUGGAAUCAGACCAACAAAAAGGUAAGUUAAGCUAGAUUAAAUUUCAGCUUCUACGUAUAUAUUUUUUACCAAUGUAACUGUUCCUUCUGUGCAGAAUCCUGGAAAUGUCAAAUGAAGCAUUAAAUUAUGUUGGAAAAUCAGUAUGCUUAAAUAGUGGCUCAAAGUAAAUGUAAAUCGCCUUUCGUAACUCAGUGUCUCUCGUUUUGUAUAGGGAGUAUCAAACACAGAACAGAUCAAAUGAUAGUUGAGUAAUAAAAGUGCUAAUUAAAGUACAGGGAAGUCCGGCGAGUAAAAUAUCAUUCGUCAUCACUUUCGAUUUUACAUUACGACGUAAUUGCUUCCUCUAUCGUAAAUUGUUUCAAAAUUUUGUCUGGCAUGUCGAGACGGUAGGUAGGUUACAGAAGAAGAGGGGGAAAGGGAGGAGUAGUGAUCAUAUGUUAUCCAGUUUUUCAAAUCCUUUACAUCUUAUAUUAGUAGGUAAACGUUUCUAUACAUGCCAACUUUCCCGGAAUAUCCGGGAGUCUCCCGGAUACGGCACCGAUCUCCCGUUCUCCCGUGCGGGUUAGCAUAUCUCCCGGAUAACAUCAUCUGUUGAGCUUUUAAGUGCCUCAGUUUGAGAUUUAGCCCAUUUUUAGCUCAAAACUUCAAUUUUUCUUAUUCGCAGUCCGGUUUCUGGGGCAUUUUUGCACGUAUUUAGUCACUGACGAAGAAUAAGAUUAUUUCUGGCAUGAACACGAUGAUUGCGAAUUUUGAUAGUAUGUUCGUCAUGUAAGACUUCAUGUAAUGCCCUAAGUCAUUUCUAUUGGGGGCUGGGGCAAUUUGUUGGGGGACAGGGGGGGUUCCGUUGAAAUUCGGGGGGGGAGUAAAAAAAAGAGAGUCUCCAGAUUUUAGAUCUCCAGAGGUUGGUUUCCUGCGUCGCAGAUGGUCUAAACCUUCUGUAUGGAGCAUCUGCGAAUUAGUGCACAAUAUCGUGUUUGAAUUCUGCACAGUCACAAGGACAUAUGUCGGUGUUUUUGAUUGGCUAGUUUCUUACACAGUUUGUGAUUAGUCCAAUUUGAAAUAAGUGUUGACAGGCCAAACAGGACUAAUAGCUUGUGACAAGAGAGACUGAGCUCAUGAUAGUGUGCAAUGUGAUCUUAGAGUCAGCUAGAACAACAGAAGUUUUUCUCGCUCUCUUUUUGCGCAGUUUAUGCAGUGCAUGGAGUAUUCUACACUUUGACUGAGCAUUAUUGUGCCUAGUGCCCGUAGAGCCCAAGGCACCAUGUUAUCGUGCAUACUUGUGUGUCCGUAACUCGGGUUUUUCUCGUAUUCUUUCGCCAACAACCCGAGACCACUUUCGAGCAAUGUUCGUUUCAUUUUCGUAUCCCGAGAAGACAUGAUGUAGAUGGCAACUUUUUGCAACAAUCGCUCCAUGUGCUCACAUUGCACAUUUGUUCAACGACGUUGGUAAGUUUUCUAUGUUUAAGAUAAAUUUAUCUUACUUUCCUUCUAGAGCCAGGCUCAACUUUCAGUGGAUUUUCAAAGAAUUGAUCUUAAAAGCAACAUGAAGGGAUUUUUCGAGAAUUUUCUUGCUUUAUCGGUAAAGAAACUGAAGAAAGUGUUGAUGAUUCUUCCCUCGAUCAGUGGCCGUGGACGAGCGUUUCCUGCCGAAUCCUGUCGUUAUAUGCCUUGUUUAGCGAUCAGUAACUUCUACAGAAGAUGGAAUUUCCAUAAUAAUUUUCAGGCAAACUGCACUGGGCCAUAUUUGUCCUUUGUUUUUGUCUUUUUCUAAAUCGGACGAGAAGAAGAAAAGAAAGAACUACAUAUGGACCUUUAAGACGAUAUUCGCGGUUGGUCACCCAUCCAGUUCUUAACUCCGACCGACAGGGCUUAACUUGAGUGCCGUUACCUAACCAAGUUUCGCGAGGGUUAUUGCGAGAUACGUAUUUCUAGUAGUCAUCAGAAAUUAUUUGGGCUAGGAGACAAAGGUGAUAUUUUGUUCAAUUAUGAAUUGUUACAGUUGAUACUAAUGUCACAAUAAAGUUUCUUGUUGAUGUUAUAUCAUGUAGUCAUUGCAGAUGAUACUAUUUUUCAUAUCACUAGGCACAUGUAGUCAUAGACUGACUUUUUUUUGCUGCUUUAGUCUCACAUUUAGAGGUUAGGAAGCUGGUCUGUUCAGUGCUUAUAUAUUGAGUAAUUAGUUUCUGUUGUUUACGUUUCUGCGGACAUUUUUUGACAGGAUUUGAUCACAGACGUAGUUUACCAUUAAAUGAAUUUUUUUAAACCUCUGUUUGAGCCUUAAGCUUUUUUUUGCGGCUAAAUAACCUUUAGUUAGUUUCUUUAGUUUUCUCCGAAAUGCCUGGACCUGAAUACCUGACCUGGACCUGAAUGCGUGUAGUUUAUUUUUGGCCGUGAAUAUCAUGAUUUCCUGAUUUGUUUUGAUGCUAGAACUGUCGGCUAGAUUGCAGAAUACAUGGCAGUGCAUCUUCAGUGAUUGGAAGACGCUAGAAUCGUCGACAAAUUUACAAGCAAAUUUUGGCCUUGAAGGAAUUCUCUCAAAGCAUUUUUUUGUUCAGAAGAUGGCUUUAAAGUUCAAACUGCUCUUUCAUUGUUUACUGUAAACUGUAAACGAUCCUUGCCAACUCCCUCUGGGGAAUUUUGACAUGUCACUGUGCCCAACUAUCAUGCACAUGUAAGAAUUAGGCCAAUUGUGAGGCACAUAAGAAACCCGUAAGAAAGCUGCCUAUCAGAAACGCUCACAUGUUCUUGCGACCUCUGCAGGAUAUUAGAACAAGCUUUUGUGCACUAAUUCGCAGACGGACUAUACAAAGGGUUUAGACGAGUGCAUAGGCCGGCUGCAAUGCAGGCUAGAGGUUGGCAACUCUGUGUUUCAUUUACUCGGUACUGAGACUGAAGUUGGGGGGGGGGCGGUCUCCUCUUGGAGGAAGGCGGGGCAAGGGUACUCAACAAAGUGUUAUACAAGGAGGCUCUGCCCUGAGAUCCAACCCUUUUCGUUUUAUAUAGCUUUUUGACGAGAAAAGGUACCCCUUUCAUCUAUUUUUAUUGGACAAAUGGUAGUCACAUACCAAAUUAAGAACUUACAUGUAUUUGCAUCCCUUUCACAGUCAAACUGGGAAAACUGUGAACCCCAGAAAUAUAUUUCUGGAAUGUUAUUGUGUUGCAGGAAAAAAGCCAAUCAAGCAUGGCAAAAACUAAACCAGAGAACUAUGAAUGUUAAUAAGUUUGUGGUUUUGUAGCAAUUUAGUUCGCAUAUAUAUCCUGAUCUUUGCUGUGAUUGGUAAUAACACAACAAACAAUUCUGAAAUAUUUCAAGAGUUUACAGUUUCCGCAGUUGCAAUAGUAAUUGCUGUAAGAGCACUUUCUUAAAAUUUUGAGUAAAAAAUCACACAACCAGAACAUUAUCUCAACUUUUUCACAGCCACAAAAUGCAAAAUGCAUGUUUUAGCCAUCUCUUGCAUUUACUUCAACUAGUGAAUUCUCUACCCCUUCUAUACCUGAAGCCUGGAAAAGGUACCCCUUUCAGGCAGAGCCUUCCUGUAAAGGCCAUUAUAGGGAGUAUCGACAACCAGGGUCUUCUACAAAGGAUAAAUUUUUCUCAUGUAAUUUUUACAUAAGGUUUUCAAAUUUCCAAGGAGAUUUAUAAUUUUCUGUCUUUUUCUUUUGAAAACAUUAUGUAGUCAUGUGCAUGCUGUCAUUUUGAAAUGAAAUAGUACAGUUUCUUGUAAAAUUGAAAGGUCAGUAAAUGGAGAGUAUUCUCAGGGGAAAGAGAAGCCUUCUGUAUAAAUCUUAACUCCCUUUGUGUAGCGCUCCUUUCUCGUUUAAUUGUUUCAAGUUACAGACCUUAUCUACAAGACCCAAUUUCACUUGCUGAGUAUAAGAUAUUGACAGCCCUGAAUCAUAAGAAAGUCAGUACCAGAGUUCUCUAGUCUGCCUUCUCUUUCCUGGCUUAAUUUUAUGUAAGUCCACAUCUCCAAUGAACCAAGUUAGAAGCGCUAUCCACACAAAUUGUUGAUAGAAGAUUCAUUGGAGUAUUUUUGUUGCAGGAUCAGAUAAACAGCCAAAACUGAAGGUGACUUUGGCUUCAGACAAUGAGGGAUGGGACAUCGCUGUGAAUGGGCAGUUGAUCCUUGAGCUUGCUGCUAACCCACGAGUUAAACUGUGUGGACUUUUGCCAAAAGGCAUCACUGAAAAACAAAAAGAGAAUGCUAAAAAGUUGGGUAUUGAGCUUUUUGAGGCAAAGGAUAUACCUGUUCUUUUACCAAGUGACACACUGGCUUUCCCACCUGAUAGUCUUGAAAUUGAUGUCGUGAUUUUUCACUCGUAUGGACGUUACCUUGGACGGCAAGCACAAAUCGUCAGGGAAAGGAAAAGUUGCAAAUGGCUUCAUGUUAUUCACACUGUUUGUGAAGAACUUGCCAAAUUUUCAGACACACCAGCAGAGCUUAUAACUGAGCAUGAAGUCCAAAUUGAGCUGUCUAAAAUUGCCGACGUUGUGAUCGGAGUUGGACCAAAAGUAGCUGCUGCCUAUCGAUCAGCGCUGCAGCCAAGUGGAAAAGAUAAAGAUGUAAUUGACCUAACACCUGGAAUCUUUUACAACUUGAUCAGUACUCGGCCAACAAAAGAGGAAGGAGAGAAGUUCCAUGUACUGAUGAGUGGAUCACUGAAGUACUUUAAAGUAAAGGGAUGCGAUAUUGCUGCCAAGGCGAUCAAGUUACUGAACAGUGCAUCCUACAAAUACCACCUCACAUUUAUUGUGAAGCCCAAGGAAAAUGUUGCAGAGAUAACAGAGGCCUUGCAGAAUGAGGGAAUUGAUUCCAACCAUUUUACCGUGGAAGUCUCAAAUGGUGCAGAAGAUUGGAGCAGCUUACUUUGUAAGGUAGAUCUUCUCAUCAAGCCAUCGAGAGCAGAAGGCUUUGGAGUGAGUGGUGUUCGUGCCAUUUCUGCAGAUCUGCCACUCCUAGCCAGUAACUACUGUGGACUGGGCGUGGCCCUUCAGAAGCUGCCAUCUGGAAACAAACAUGUGGUGGAAUCUGAAGACCCACAGGUUUGGGCUGACAAAAUACGAGAAGUCAAAGAAAAGGGGUCAAAAACAAACCAGCAGGAAGCUGAGGAGCUGAGAAGUGAAUAUGAGAAGCAGUUCAACUGGAAGGAACAGUGUGAUAAGCUGGUCACACAAAUGUUAUCUUUGAUUUCAGAAAAGUGAUACCUAAUCUUGUUACCAGGCAAGCACCAAAAAGGUUGUGAUUCUGCCCUAGUUAUUCAUUAUCAGCCAGCUUGAUUCAUUAGAUACAUUAGAUGUUAGAUUAAGCAAAACUCCCCCUGGUAUACAUGUAUGUCACGAAUUAGAAGUUAGACUACAAGCAACCUGUCAUCUUUAUCCAUUAAGUGAAAUGAGUGGCUUCCAACACAUCCAUCUUUCAUCAAGAGACAUCACUAAAUUUAAUCAACAUUAAGGUAGCACAUCCACAUAGUGGUUCUUUGUCAACUUGAUUCCUGGUGGAAUUGAAAUUUGGAUAAUUAUGUUGAUUUUUGAGGAGAGGGGGAAAUCAGAGUACAUGGAGAAAAACCUCUCAAAGCAAGGGUAAGAACCAACAACAAACUAAACUGACGAAUGACAUCAAUGCCAGGAUUUGAACCUGGGCCACAUUGGUGGGAGGUGAGUGCUCUCACCACUGCAGCCACCCUUGCUCCCCAACUUUGAAGAAAAAAUUAGGAGACUUAGCACUCAUAUAGUUAGUCCGAAUAGAGCCCAUGCGUGGCAGCAGUUAUUAUAGUGUAUUGGUAUAAGUUAUCAAUUUACACCAUUUAAGUUUGUUUUGUUACACUUAAAGCAAAAACAAAAAAUUGAAGAUUAUUUAAUCCGUAACAUCUUUUCCAAAUCAGUGAUUUUUUAUCAGGGAAUAAGGUGAUAUGACUGUUAGAUUAACUCAAGAACUUUGUUUUGAUUUUAUUUUUGGCAGUCCAGAGACUUUUGUAAACUGAGAACUCCAAAUUUAAGAAAAUAUUUGAGAGGCCCUGUUAGGGUUAAAUUAUGACAAGCAACAUGGCCUUGAAACAGCGACACAAAGCAGAUGAAUUGGUGAGAAAUGACACAACUUUAGUUCGAAACUGCAACAGCGACAAGGAAAAUCACAAAUACAACAGUAAAAAAUACCAACAGCCAUCAGUGACACUGCCUCCUCUUCAAUAUGCAAAAUGAACACUGUUGAAAUUCAAAUGAGGGACAUGCGUACCCCCCUCCCCCCUAAGAGGGCCUCGUUUGACCUUAAACCUAUUGAGACUCAAAAGGUCUGUGGUUGAAACUAAAACGUUCACCGCACCUCUAGAAUCAGUUGGUUUUAAUAUUGUUUAUCUUAAGUUAGAAAGUUUUAACAAAGCUAGGUGUGAUAAAAAGUCAUUCUGCUUCAUUUUUAAUAGUAAGUGCUGACACAUACCUUGUGCAGCUAAAUCACUACCCAGGAGUUUAUAUUCACUUGCUAUAAAUUGAGGUAAAAUAGCAAGGAAUAAAUUAUGCGUUAAUGUAAAUCUAAAAUAAUAGAUAUUGGUUAUGAUCAUCAUAGUGCACUUGUACUAGUACUGUUGUUUUCUAUGUAUUGAUAAAAUUAAUAAAAACACUUCAUUUGUUCUAAGCUUUCUUUAAUGCAUUAUAGUUAUAUUCAGUCUCUUUUCUUAACACUUUCUAAUACAUGCAGCUACAUUUCAAUAACUUGAACUUUCGUGGACACAAGAAGUAUUAUUUGGGAAAGUUCUCCCCCAGCUGCACGAUGCCAAACUGUGAACAGUGUACAAACUUAAAUCAGCCCCCACCCCCUAAGCAUUAUUCAGGGUUCACACAGUCUUGAAAAGUCCUUGCAUUUUAGGGGAGGUCCUUGAAUUCCAUUUUUCCCUGAAAAAUCCUUAAAUUUCUAAGCAAAUCCUUGAAAAGUCCUUGAAUUUUCUUCAACUUUGAAUGUAGUGGCCUGGAAAGUGUUUUUUGAUGCUUUUUGGUUGUCCAAGGCGGAAUUGUAAAUAAUUAUGAAUCACAGCUCAGAGAAUUUAAAGGUUAUUUACACAAAGUGCUCAAUGUUUUAUGCAAUUUAAGACAAGUGAACUGAAAAAUGUAGAGAAGUUGGUGGGGUAAUCAGUUCAAACCUUAAAGCCUUAUUAAAAUAGACUUGGAAUGUGCCUUUUGUAGAAUCUGUGAAAUUAUAACUCCUAGUAGGUAGGUGGUCCUUGAAGAGUCCUUCAGUUGAAAUUUUUGUGGUUGCAAUUUUUUGUAUGAACCCUGAUUUGGAUGGAACAGCAGCCAGUCAAGGAGAGGGCAGGGGAGGCAUGUUCUUUUUCUGCCAAUCCACUUUUUUCCAGUCUUGUCAUCAAGUUUUCUGUCUCAAUCAACUUGAAAAAGGACUCAUCCUGGCAGUGAAAGAUGUACUAGGGUUUAUCUCUUUCAAAAACACUCUGACCUGUUCAAGUUUGACUGCGAGUUCAAGUUAUUGAGCAUGAGGUUAAAAUGUAUUGAAGAGUAUUACUACAUGAUUUACAUACUAGCUGAUCACAAUUUCCCUCUCUAAAGCCCAGUUGCCUUUACAGAUCUAUUAUAAUAAUAUUGUAUUCUGUCUAAUAUAAUCUACACAUGCAAACAAUACUACUGUUGUGAGCGAUUUCAUUACAAAGACUUGCACUAGCAGAGCUGUAAGGGAUAUUCUUUCAUGAUAGAACUUGUUUGCCCGUAAGUGUUGUUACCCAGAGUAUAAUUAUAGACAGCACUUAAGGAAGUUUAUACUCAAAAUUGGUUAUGAUCAUGCAGUUUUGCAUGCAGUCUAUUUUGAUCUUCACUGAGGUAAGAAAACAUACAGGUGCCGUAAGCCUAUCAGGCCACUUCCUCUAGCUUGGAGUUUACUGGAAUAACCUACUUCUCAAAAGCUAUUGAAAUGUCUGAGUUGGCAGGGGCGUAGCCAGCUUUUUAACUUCUUGUAGGCUUCAGUGUUCCCUAGAGGCUGCAUCUAAGCCUUUUUCCACAACCAAAUACAGGGGUAUUUGAAGGAGGCUCUCUAAAGUUAAGCUAUUUUUUCCGGCAAUAGUAAAUAGCUACUCCCUCAGCAAUACUGAGACCUUGUAUAGGUAUUCCUGAGGAAAUCGGAGUCGCAAACAAUUGCUAUUGACGAAACAAGAAUCUCAGAGAUUGAAGUGACAAUCACAUCACCACUCCUAUUUUUUUGACAAAGGUAGUUGGGUGAUGACAGCAAAUAAAUCUGCCAGAAAGUGAGGUGCCUCGUUUUUGUUUUGCUUAUUAAACCUGUUGCUUUUUUAUAUUUAUUUUCUCAUUUCCAUCAUCAUCGUCAUUGUGGAGUAGUGUUACUAUGCAAAAUAAUUCUUGAUAUGCUAAGAUUUUCUUGGAAAACUGACAAUAACACCUGCAGGUACCCAUAGAGAGGCUCAAUACAGGCCACCUACACCCAGCAUCCAAACAAAAUUAAUGAGAGUAGUGCUGGUUCUAAAACUAUUCACCAUGACAUAAUGAUUAUUACUUAUUAU